Messenger RNA from Cataglyphis hispanica, 450 nucleotides. RefSeq lists its product as uncharacterized. The coding region runs from base 1 to 450 and encodes 149 amino acids. The transcript has a single exon. The record is from RefSeq and is a predicted model, not a curated record. Lineage: Eukaryota; Metazoa; Arthropoda; Insecta; Hymenoptera; Formicidae.
AUGAGUUUGGAACAAGACAUCAUCGCUGAAAUAAACAAGCUCCUCGGAGAAGCCGAACCGGCCUACGGGCCUCCCGGAGCGAUACUAGAAGCCGCACCGAUCGACCGACCGCCACCAACACCACGGCCACCGAAAGUCGGCACCUCGAUCCAGCGUUCCGACCGGGCAAACCGGAUAAAAGCGGCCAUGCUGGCCACACCGCCGCCACCGCUAGCCAGCUGCAUCCGCCGCCGACGGAACUAUCCGCCACCGCACGCCCGGCGACCAACACCGGCGAAACCAGAAUCCAGCAAGGGACCAACAACGGGGGACACACCACCCGCCCCCCCCCAUACCCGAAGUCCUGGUCCCCAUGGGCCCCGCACUACCACCGCCGAUCAUGGUGGAGCUCGAGCCGGGCCUAAUAGCGCCGGUACCGCACUUCGCGGUGCAUGUAUCGAGGCGAUAUAA